Perca flavescens (yellow perch) is the source of this 6653-nucleotide messenger RNA. Its product is annotated as deoxynucleoside triphosphate triphosphohydrolase SAMHD1. Gene Ontology annotation, molecular function: dGTPase activity. Gene Ontology annotation, biological process: dGTP catabolic process; regulation of innate immune response; defense response to virus. Gene Ontology annotation, cellular component: nucleus. NCBI's taxonomy places the organism in Eukaryota, Metazoa, Chordata, Actinopteri, Perciformes, Percidae. The transcript has 14 exons. The coding region runs from base 5220 to 6653 and encodes 477 amino acids. The record is from RefSeq and is a predicted model, not a curated record.
GCGAACGAAGAUGGAUGGAUGGAUGGCAUAGAUUAUCUAAUGAUGUUUUACAGUUUCUUGAUCACAGCAUUUGUUUGACCUUUUGUUUGAUCAUAAUUACUGAUCAAAUAAGAGACAUUGUUCUAUUUUCUGUUCUACUUGUCUGUAUCAGUGAAUAUGAUCAAGCCAUUUAAUUCAAUUUCAGCUAAAUUCUGUUUUAUUCAUAGUAUCAAAUCGUAACAAGAGUUCACUCUUCUCAAGACACUUUACAAAUAGAGUAGACUACAGAUCUUAACUGUUGUGUUAGCCUACUGGUUCUGCCAUUUUGAGUCAAAGCAAAUUCUCCAAAAGGACAUAAAUCACAAUUACUCAUUCACACUUCUAUUUUCAAGCUUAGUUCAUGUAAGCUACUGUGUGAGGGAAAUGCCUUCAUGUUACGGGUGGGACAGAACGGACCCAAAUGCAGAACUCAGCACAAAUAACUUUAUUGGAAAGAAUGGGUAAGUGAAUGGGGAAGUGGGGAGGUGGAUGCCAGAGAGGAGAGCACAGGCAAGGGGCUAGAACCGGGAACAGAGGCACGGGGAGACCGGGUCUGAGAACUCGACGGGGAAGUACUGGAGCGCGGAGAGGCGAGGGCUGAGGUAGGCUGGUGCAGGAAACCGUGAGGGGGGGACUGGAUGGAGGAGCCAGCUGACUGGAGGCAGAGUGACGAGGAAGACAAUGACUGAAACAAAAAGACAGAAAACGGAUUACAAAGGCACAAGCAGGAAAACACUCAGGAGAAUUUGCAGGAGCUUGAGACAUGUGUCACCAAGUAGGCAGGAGCAACGAUCAGGCGAAGGUGGUGAGUCAAUCCGAGGUUUAUAUACUGGGCUUGAUUGGAGUUGAUGGCCAGCAGGUGUGUAUGGUGGGAAGAGUGGUAGUGAGGAGGCGAGCAGGUGUGCACAAUCAGCUGGCUGGCACAGGCAGGAUGGGAGGGGGGAACACAGAGAGAAACAGAGGCAACACAAACUGACAGAAAAACAUGAGGAUAAAGAAAAACAGAAACUCACAGCCAGCCGGAAUCCAACCACCACAGUACCCCCUCCUCAACGGGCGCCUCCAGGCGGACCGCCAGGCUUGUCCGGGUGGGCCCUGUAGAAGUCGUCCAGCAGGGUCCUGUCAAGUAUCUGGCUAGUGGGAAUCCACGACCGCUCCUCGGGACCAUACCCGGCCCAGUCCACCAGGUACCGAUUACCCCUACCUCUACGUCGUACAUCCAGGAGGAGGCGCUGCCACUGGGACGGAGAGAGGACUUGUGGAGACUGGUUUGAUAUGGGAGACAUGGAAAACUGGGUGGAUUUUCAUGUGCGAUGGGAGUGUUAGCCUGACAGUGGUGGGGUUCACAACCGACUCAAUGGUAUAGGGGCCCACGAACCGGGGGGCGAGUUUCUUGGAGGUGGACGGAAGGGGAAGAUCCCGGGAGGAGAGCCACACCCUCUGGCCCGGCCGGUAGGAGGGAGCGGGGAUGCGAUGGCGGUCUGCCAGACGUUUGUUCCGGGCAGCUGUUUGUUGGAGAGCAGCCCUAGCCUCCUCCUUCCACACUCAACGACACCGUCGGAGAUGGGUCCGGACCGACGGAACCGUUACUUCCUCCUCCAAGGACGGGAACAGCGGAGGCUGGAACCCCAUGGCGCACAUAAACGGAGACAUCCCAGUGGCAGCGCUGAUGAGAGAGUUGUGGGCGUACUCGACCCAGGGGAGGUAGGAACUCCACGAGAUGGGAUUGCGGUAGGCCACACACUGGAGGGCUGCCCCCAGGUCCUGGUUGGCCCGCUCGGUUUGCCCGUUGGUCUGGGGGUGAUAGCCAGAUGACAGGCUGGCGGUGGCACCGAGGGCUUGGCAGAAGGAUUUCCACACUCCGGAAGAAAACUGGGGCCCCCGGUCGGAGACAAUGUCCCGAGGAAUGCCAUGGAGCCUGAAGACAUGGUGGACAAGGAGACGAGCCGUUUCCAAGGAAGUAGGUAACUUGGACAGGGGGAUGAAGUGGACGGAUUUUGAGAACCGAUCCACGAUGGUGAGGAUGACCGUAUUGCCGUUGGAGUUGGGCAGUCCGGUGACAAAGUCCAGGGCGAUGUGGGACCAGGGCCGACCGGGGACCGAGAGGGGGCGGAGCAGACUGGCGGGCGAAAAGCCCAAAAAGCGCUGCAGCUGUUUGAUAGAAGUGGGAGUGGGCCACUCCACAACAGCCUGGAUUUUGGCCAGGUCAACGCGAAGCUGCCCACGCUCAAUGAUAAAACCGAGGAACUGUACAGAAGGGACGUGGAAUUCACAUUUUUCAGCCUUCACAAAAAGACUGUUUUCCAGAAGCCGCUGCAGAACCAGGCGGACAUGCUCGAUGUGUUGGACUGGGUCGGGGGAGAAGAUCAGGAUAUCGUCUAAAUAAACAAACACGAACCGGUGCAAAAAGUCACGAAGGACGUCGUUAAUGAGGGUUUGGAAAACGGCGGGGGCAUUGGUGAGGCCGAAUGGCAUUACCAAAUACUCGUAGUGCCCUAGUGGGGUGUUAAAUGCCGUUUUCCAUUCGUCCCCCUCCCGGAUCCGCACAAGAUGAUAAGCAUUGCGAAGGUCUAACUUCGUGAAAAUGGCAGACCGGGAGAGGGACUCAAAAACAGAGUCCAUAAGGGGAAGAGGGUAUUUGUUUUUGUCCGUGAUGGAGUUGAGCCCCCGGUAGUCGAUACAAGGACGGAGGGAUUUGUCUUUCUUGGAGACAAAGAAAAAGCCAGCGCCUAGAGGGGACGAUGAGGGGCGAAUGAUGCCAGCAGCCAGGGAAUCUUUAAUAUACUGCUCCAUAGCCUCUCUCUCCGGACGGGACAGAUUAAACAGAUGGCUAGACGGGAGCGGGGCGUCCGGGAGGAGGGAGAUGGAGCAGUCAUAAGGGCGGUGGGGGGGUAAGGAUGGGGCCUGCUCCUUACUGAACACGGUGGCAAGGUCAUGGUACUCUGAGGGAACGAGGGUUAAAUCAGGAGGAACGGGAGGAGGGUGAAUUUGAGUGGGCUUACCGGGGGCUCGAGCGGACAAUAGGCAAGAUGCAUGGCAAUGAGUUCUCCAAUUCCUGAUCUUCCCCCGCCCCCAGACUACGUUGGGGUUGUGCAGAAUGAGCCAGGGGAGACCUAGAACGAUAGGGUUGACGGGGGAGGUGACGAGGUGAAACGAGAUCAACUCAUGGUGAUUACCCGAGGUGAGGAGGCGGAGCUGGGGAGUGCAGUGAGUAACUGUGGUGAGGGGCUGACCGCUGAGGCCGGUGGCAUGGAGAGGAGUAUCUAGGGGUAUUUGGGGGAUGGUGAGCUGUCGAGCGAUCUCAACGUCUAACAGAUUUUCGUCGGCACCGGAAUCAACCAACGCCCCCAGAGGGAGCGAUCCCUCCUGCCAUGAUAGGGACACGUCCAGCAGGAGGCGGGAAUUGGGAGAACGUCGGCUCGCCAGAGCUCCCAAGGCUACUGGCGAGCCGACUCUUUUUGGGCGAACCGGGCAGGUGGACAGAUAAUGACCGGGCUGACCACAAUAGAUACACACCCCGGCGAGGCGACGGCGUUCCCGCUCCUCCGGGGUGAGGUGUGCGCGGCCUAAUUGCAUGGGUUCGGGUGGAGGAGGAGAGGGAGGAGCCGGGGGUGCCGCCGAGCGCGACUGGGAAGGCAGGGGAGCAGGGACCCGUGGUGGCGGAAGGCAGGACCGGGAAGAGGAGGAGCCGCGGGACUCGCGUUCUCUAUCUCUCUCCCGGAGACGAUUGUCUAAAUCGAUGGCCGUUUCAAUGAGCCCAUCGAGGCUCCGCGGCUCGUCCCUGGCAGCCAAGUGGUCCUUAAUCCGCUCACUAAGGCCAUCCAGGAACGCGCAACGGAGAGCCGGACUGUUCCAGCCCGAUCUAGCGGCCAGAAUGCGGAAGUCAACGGAGUACUCCGCGACGCUGCGAACCCCCUGCCGGAGCGUCAUGAGCCGGGAAGCCUUCGCCCUCCCUUGCACAGGGUGAUCAAACACCCUCCUCUUCUCCUCCACAAAGGAGGAGUAUGAGGAGAGGAGGUGAGGCUGCCCCUUGCUCACAGAGGUGUACCACUCCAGGGCCACUCCAGAACUCGACGGGGAAGUACUGGAGCGCGGAGAGGCGAGGGCUGAGGCAGGCUGCUGCAGGAAACCGUGAGGGGGGGACUGGAUGGAGGAGCCAGCUGACUGGAGGCAGAGUGACGAGGAAGACAAUGACUGAAACAAAAAGACAGAAAACGGAUUACAAAGGCACAAACAGGAAAACACUCAGGAGAAUUUGCAGGAGCUUGAGACAUGUGUCACCAAGUAGGCAGGAGCAACGAUCAGGCAAAGGUGGUGAGUCAAUCCGGGGUUUAUAUACUCGGCUUGAUUGGAGUUGAUGGCCAGCAGGUGUGUAUGGUGGGAAGAGUGGUAGUGAGGAGGCGAGCAGGUGUGCACAAUCAGCUGGCUGGCACAGGCACGAAGGGAGGGGGGAACACAGAGAGAAACAGAGGCAACACAAACUGACAGCAAAACAUGAGGAAAAACAAAAACAGAAACUCACAGCCAGCCGGACUCCAACCACCACACUUCAUAUAUUCCGUUAUUUAAAACAUUUUCUAUUAUAUUUUUUACAGAUUACCUAUUUAAUUUAUUCACAAUUGGGCCUUCAGUACAUGGAAUAAUUUAAUUAUGUCUACCUCUACAUGCUAAAACACAGAGGUAGUCUUAGUGUAUUGUUUUUUUUAUCUAGUUUGAAUGACUGGAGUGCAAACUAAUCAGUGCAGUAGAAAUCAACCACAGUAGUUUUAGAAAAAUAAAAAAUAUUUUUGACAGUACCUGUGGUUCUUACCAGGCCAGACAAUGCCCCUUAGCUGUCACAGCUUUGUCUGGCUUGGAACAGCAUGUGCUAUGUUGUGAUAGCUGUGAUAUUAUCACAACAUAGCACAUCCUGUUCCAAGCUUUUGCUUAAAUAAACAUCAGUGUAAUAAAUUUAAGGUGUGGGAGCAUUAUGGCAUGUUAACAUCUGUCUGUAUAAGUGUGUUUAAUUUUUGUUCUACCAUGUUAUUAUCAUUAUUUCAAUUUAUCUAUGGUGGCAGUAACCAUCUGGUAGGUGUGGUGAAGAUAUUUAUGGCCAGGCAGGCUGGGUUAUCUUUGUACAGGUCUGCCCUGAUCAGCUGUAUAAACAACGUGAUAGAACAUUAUUUGUGGGACUGUCCUAAUAUCGGUUAGACGCAGAUACAAUGUCUGACAGCUCUGAAACGCCACAGAAGAAAUUGAAGAUGGACCUUAAGGUGUUUAAUGAUCCCAUCCACGGGACGGUGGAGUUACACCCACUUCUCAUCAAAAUCAUCGACACACCUCAGUUCCAGAGACUGAGAAACAUCAAGCAGCUUGGAGGGGUCUACUUUGUUUACCCUGGAGCAUCCCACAACCGCUUUGAACACUCCAUUGGGGUGGCGCACUUGGCAGGUCAACUUGUUGAAGCUCUGCGUACAAGGCAGCCGGAACUCGACAUCAAUGACAGAGACGUCCUUUGUGUGAAGAUUGCUGGUCUCUGCCAUGACCUGGGACAUGGACCCUUUUCCCAUCUGUAUGAUAAAAUGUUCAUACCCAAAGUACCAUAUCCACCAGGUCCACUAGGUGAUAAAAUGGCAAAGUGGAAGCAUGAAGAAGCCUCUGUAGAGAUGUUUGACCAUCUGGUGAAAUCUACUAAUCUGGAGAUGGAGCCCUAUGGUCUGAUUCUGCCCGAGGACAUGGAUUUCAUCAAAAAGUUGAUUGAAGGACUGAGUGACCCUAAUGCAGUCCAGUGGCCAUAUAAUGGUCGGUCAAUGGAAAAAUCCUUCCUCUAUGAAAUCGUGGCCAACAAAACCAACGGCAUUGAUGUGGACAAGUUUGAAUACUUUGCCAGGGACUGCUACCACCUGGGCAUGAAGAACAACUUUGACCAUCUCCGCUUCAUACAGUUUGCCAGAGUGAUUAAAGUGGAAAAAGACGGGCUGAAUCACAUCUGCAGUAGAGACAAGGAGGUGGGCAAUCUGUAUGACAUGUUCUACACCAGGAACUGUCUCCACAGAAGAGCCUACCAGCACAGAGUGAACAAGAUCAUAGAGUAUAUGAUCGCAGAGGCCUUUGUAAAAGCAGACGAGCAUAUCAAGAUUGAAGGCUCAGGAGGGAAAGAGUUCACUCUCUCUACAGCCAUAGGUGACAUGGAGGCCUACACCAAGCUGACAGAUCAUGUGUUUGAGCAAAUACUCAACUCUUCCUCCGCGGAUCUGGCUGAGGCAAAGGAGAUUCUGGAAAAGAUCAUCUCUCGAAAACACUACAAGUUUCUGUGUGAAAUCAAGCCUGAACCAAUCCCAACCAAGGAGGAGAUUGGUGAAUGGGAAAAGGAAUUGGCUGCCUUGGACUUCAUAGUUUUAGUCAGUACUUUUGACUAUGGAAUGAAAGACAAGGACCCCAUCAAGAAUGUGUAUUUCUACAACAAGAUAAACCCUGACAUAGCAUUCAAGAUCACCAAAGACCAGGUGUCCAAGCUUCUCCCAGCAUGCUUUUCUGAGCAGCUGAUCAGGGUUUACAGUAAGAAGACUGAUGACCAGAGUCUGAAGGCUGCCAGGCAGAACUUGGACCAAUGGUGUGAAGAUAAGGGCUUGCCAAACCCUCAGGGCACGCUAUAA